AUGUAUUUUCGACACAUCAUCAUCGCCUUGAGCCUCCUAGGUGCCUCAUGCACCCUGCCAACCCAGGAUAGUGUUGCUAUGCGUGGAAUUGCGCCUCGAUCAUUGCCUAACAUGGAGUGGGAUGAUAGUCUCCCGGAUGCAGAGGCUCAAAUGGAGAAGUUUUUGAAAGCAUGGCCCCAAGUCAUGGUCAUGGUCAAGUUACUCCAUCUCAAAACUGAUCCAAAUCUCUAUCAAGAGGUCUUAAAGCACUAUUUUGAGGAGAAGGAUGCGUCCAUAGUUGAGAAGGUCUGGCGAGGACUCAUGGGUGCAAAGGACCAAGGUGAUCAGGGUGAUGGCAAAGGCAAUCCUCUCAUUUCUGACAUUGUCCUCACAAACAAGCCUACCAAAAAUGAACCUUGCCUCAAGACAGACCAGGUUAGGCUUGCGUGGCUGGAGCCAGUCGGCGACGGCACUCGAGCUGUCAUGAAGAUAUGUGAUAAAGGCUGGCAGUUUCCAACCAUUGACGAGACCUCAUGCGAUGACCUUGGCGACGAAGUCAGCGGCAAGAUGAGUACUCUACCGGGAAUAAUACUCCACGAAUUAACACACUUCCAGCCUCUUGUGGGUUGGGAUAUUCUUGAUUACACAUAUGGGCCCAAAAACACUCGUGCUGCAGUCACGAAUGAUGAUAUCGUGACUAUUCUUAACGCCGAUCAGUACAGAUGGAUGGCACAGGAGUACUACUGGUCACUUAUUUGUGACAAGACUUUCAAGGCUCCUACUAGCAAUGCAGAUUACCUUGAUUGUCAAGGCACUUGCGUUAUUCAGUAG
Fusarium fujikuroi IMI 58289 is the source of this 810-nucleotide messenger RNA. RefSeq lists its product as uncharacterized. NCBI's taxonomy places the organism in Eukaryota, Fungi, Ascomycota, Sordariomycetes, Hypocreales, Nectriaceae. Gene Ontology annotation, molecular function: metallopeptidase activity. The record is from RefSeq and is a predicted model, not a curated record. The transcript has 3 exons. Bases 1 to 810 code for a protein of 269 amino acids.